This is a messenger RNA of Thlaspi arvense, 820 nucleotides long. NCBI's taxonomy places the organism in Eukaryota, Viridiplantae, Streptophyta, Magnoliopsida, Brassicales, Brassicaceae. The record is from the annotation of a GenBank genome assembly.
CACUAACCCCGAAUUAGCAGAAAAGUUAUGGAGGGAGAAAAUGGUUGUUGUAGAAGCGUGUUGGGCGGUCGUGCGGUGAUAGACACGAGAGCACCGUUUGGAUCGGUGAAAGAAGCGGUGGCUUUGUUCGGAGAGAAAAUUUUAGCCGGAGACAUCUAUGCAACUAGGCUUAGAGAGAUACGGACAAAGGAAACAAAUUCAACUUGGAGUCCUCAAGCGAGAGUACGACCCCUAACACUUGAGCUCCAAGAGACAAAACAAAAUCUUACAAGAACCCUACAACUAAACACCAACCUCUCCGACCGAAUCAAAACCCUAACACAGGAACUCGAACAUGGGAGGAAAGAGAUCCAACGACUCAACAGAAUGAGGUCGAAACGCCUAGAGAAUCCGGAGAUCGAGGAACUCAAGUUCGUGGAACACCAUCAAACGACGGCGUCCAAAGAGGUUGUAACGACGGAGGAGUUAGAGAAGAGGAGACUCGUGACGUUUGCGAGCUCGCCUUUGCUGACACGUGUGAUGUCAAGCGUCGAGGUCGAAGAGGACGAGAGGACGAAGAAAGAGACGGUUUUAGAAAGAAAAGUUUCGGAUAAAAAGACGAAGUUAAAGAGAAGUUUUGCUCCGUUCAUGGGAUGGUUUAGAGCAAACCCCUAGAGGAGAUUGAUCAGUCAAAAAUGUUGCAUGGUCAUUGGUUAUAUGAACCUUGUAUUGUUAUAUAAUAUAUAGUUAUAUAUAGUUAUAAUGUGAUGAUGAUGUUAUGUGAAUCGAUCUCGUUUUAAGAUUUGAAUGAAUAAAGCUUGCAUGUUAUAAUUAGUAAUUA